GAAGUUUGGAAACAGGAAAAAAUCUAUGAGAAGGGAAGAAAGUUGGAGAUCACGUUGAAAAAAAUGAGCAGAAUUUAUCACAACACGUCUUUAGAGAACAAACCGGUGCACAAUGAGAGGUUUGACCGGGCGUGGCGUCCCUCUUCGUAUGAAAGUGGACCUGGGGUCCUUGUGGAAGGGAAGCUGCUGGAUAUGUCCAGACAUUCAAUCAGUGACACCAACGAUCAAAAGGUGCGUUUCUACGUGCUGUACAUCAAACCCGGACGGAUCCACCAGAGGAAGUUUGAGGCCAGUGGGAAGGAGGUGGAGCCGAACUUCAGCGACACCAAAAAAGUCAACACCGGCUUCCUGAUGUCCUCCUACAAGGUGGAAGCCAAAGGAGAAUCGGACCGUCUGACUGAGGAUCAGCUGUCGCAGAUGAUCAACAAAGCUGAGCUGGUUAAAAUCACAGACAAGCUCCGACCUGCUGGCACCUGGGCCUUCUGGUACCCAGAGUCGGAGAUGGACAAAACUGAGCUGGAAACGGGACAGGAAGUCCGACUGAAGACCAAAGGAAACAGUCCCUUUAUAUUCUCUUUGGCCAAAGUGGACAGCGGGACGGUGACCAAGUGCAACUUUGCUGGAGAUGAAAAGGCCGGAGCCUCGUGGACGGACAAGAUAAUGUCCAAGAAGGCAGACGGCAGCAGCUCCCAGAAGCCUGGAGGAGCAGGAGAGGGAGCAGAGGAGGACGAAUGGGAUGACUGAGUACACCAUCUCUCAUCGUCCGGAUCCAUCCUCGGUCCUGAUCCAGUCUUCAGGGUUAUCCUGGCUUGCUAAACAGGCUUCAGUUUAUUUGCCUUAAAGAAGAAAAUCCUUGAUCGCCUCUGACGUUCAGGACUGGACUGAUAACAAAAAAUUAAAUGUAUAAUUUUCCUCUAUUUUAUUCCUUGGAUCAAAUGCCCUCAUUUAGAAAAAUGGCACCAGUCACUGUUACAAAGUCAUUUCUGUUUUUUAUUUUCUGAUCAUUUAUUUUUAAAGUUGUGCCGCAGAAAGAGUUUGUUUCACUUCAUCAUCAUUAAUAAGGACAUAAGAAUGUUUAUUUCUCAUUGUUUUGCUACAACGAAAUCUGUACAAAAAUAACGGAAAAAUAUAAAGAAUACAUCACAAGACA
Messenger RNA from Fundulus heteroclitus (mummichog), 1150 nucleotides. Its product is annotated as arpin-like. Lineage: Eukaryota; Metazoa; Chordata; Actinopteri; Cyprinodontiformes; Fundulidae. The record is from RefSeq and is a predicted model, not a curated record. The transcript has 6 exons. Bases 64 to 744 code for a protein of 226 amino acids. Gene Ontology annotation, biological process: negative regulation of actin nucleation.